AUGUCGUUCUUCAACUCGAUCGGAAUGCUAACGACGACUACUAACAGGCGUUCCAUGUCGCGCAACCCGCGUCCUCAAAAGCGCUCUCCAACGCCCACGUCUGCAGAUAUGCCUCCCCCUCCGUCACCCGUUAGCCCACCCGCUUCGAAACCCCUCUAUCUCUGCAGUCCAUUCGUCGAAGCCGCCCUUGUAAAGGGUAAUUUCAAGACUAUUGUCGUCCUCCCAAAGUACGUCGAUAUCAUGGAAUGGGUCGCCGUCAACGUGUUCGACUUUUACACCAACCUGAACGAGUUCUACGGCGUCAUAUCUGAGUGCUGCACUCAACACUCCUGCCCCACCAUGUCUGCCGGUACGGGCCUCAGCUACACGUGGAUCAACCAAGAUCGCAAGAGCGUCAACUUACCUGCACCGACCUACAUAGAUUAUGUCAUGACGUGGGUUCAAAACCUCCUCGACGAUGAAAACGUCUUCCCUACCAAAUCAGGCCACGACUUCCCCCAAUCCUUCCCUUCGACAAUCAAACACGUCUAUCGCCAGCUUCUCCGCGUCUUUGCACAUAUUUAUCACGCCCACUACCCUCAACUCCUGCACCUCCGCUCUGAACCUCACUUCAACUCCCUUUUUGCCCACUUCUUGGCGUUUGGAAGAGAAUAUGAGUUGUUGGACCUUAAGGACGUCAAGGGCGCUGCGAAUGCACCCGUUGGAAUCGGCGCACUAUGGGACAAGUGGAAAGAAAUGGGGAUUUUGGAAGGCUAGAUUAUACGUUACUCCAUGGAAUGCAUACUGGUAUGUUUUGGGGUUUCUACUUCUUUGACUUUGUAAGAUACUUCGAGAACAAGAUUAUAGUUUCGCGUCCACUUGACAACCUCCGUUAUCACGCCCCUUCUCGCAAACGGUUUCAUGGCAUGCAGUUCGGAAAGUAGUAGGCUUCCAAUUUCUACACACAUACCCACCACCGCGUCGUUCUGCAGUAUCCGUCCAUGGACAGCUCCUGAUGGCCAUUUACACAGAAUCUUCUCCGAAGAUAACCAACACCAUUAUUCGUAGAUAACGUACAAACUUGUAAGUAGUUUGCAUUACAUCAUGUCCACAUACAAAAUGAAAGUCACAUAUGCACCUCGAACGCGGAUUCUUCAAUUCUUGAUUCCCCUGCGGCUGAUUUCACUGUGUCUCUGUUUCGCCGAACACAU
Messenger RNA from Pisolithus orientalis, 1190 nucleotides. Its product is annotated as Mob1/phocein. Gene Ontology annotation, biological process: cell division; signal transduction; positive regulation of protein phosphorylation. Gene Ontology annotation, cellular component: nucleus; cytoplasm. The transcript is spliced from 5 exons. Lineage: Eukaryota; Fungi; Basidiomycota; Agaricomycetes; Boletales; Pisolithaceae. The record is from RefSeq and is a predicted model, not a curated record. Bases 1 to 756 code for a protein of 251 amino acids. Gene Ontology annotation, molecular function: protein kinase activator activity.